AUGGCGUCUUGGUUAACACUCGUGCCAGGGGACACUUUCGCUGUUUACUACAGUGACGACAAUGUGUAUCACGAGAGGCUGGCCCUUUGGCGACUUCAAGAUGGUGUUUGGUUCAUCUUGACCCCCGACGGCGACCUCUACCCCGAAGAUCUUCGGUGCGCGGGGGGGGACGGACCGAUAAGGGCCAAAGUGAAGGAUCGGGAUUUUAAGUACUGGAGCCGAGUGGGCGGUCCGGCGUAUCGAUUCGCCUCCCGACUCACCGAUGAUGACUUCAAGCAGCGGAUCAGAGAAGCUUACCGACAAGGCCUCCAGGAACCAGCCUUUGACAACAAUUGGCGACCUGCAGAGAUCCUGAAUAUGGAGGGUGUCAGGGUAUCUUCAAGUGAUUUCCUGGGCGGCCUCUUGGUGACUCGCAGACUGGCCGGUAAGCAGUCCGGUUUGGCACCCGUGACCGGCCCGGCUAGUCCAGGGGGAACGGGUUUCGCUGCACCUUGCCUGCACUCACUGGCCCCAAUCACCCGUGCAUCCCAUGGCAAGGUAUGGAUCGCCACUGAGAGCCUAGAAGGGGUGAUGCGAGGCCAGAGUGUUGAGGUAGAUGUUGCGACGGAUGUCCAGUUCGGCGACCACACUGGGCUAGUGUCACGGAACGGCUGCUGGUUAAAAGUGGAGCUCAUUGACCGGAGCGAGAUCGAGGAGUUUCGGAAGGAGAGAGAUUUGUAUCCGAGUGUUAAUGAACUUAGAUCCUCCGACAUGCCCGAUGUGAAGGUUGAGCAAGAGCAGGCAGAGGACGAUGGGGACGCAAGGACGUUGUAUGUCGACUAUGACGAGCAAGGGCAUCGUUACAAACCUUGGCGAAAAGUAUGUCAAGAAGCCACAGAGUGUAAUUUUUCCGACGCUCCGCACGAGGGCCCCUCCACUGUCCUCUUCUUGAUCAAACAGAUGGAACGUAACGGAGGCAGUCCGAAGCUUUGGUUGGACCUUUGGUCGCGAUCUCGAGGUAUCGCGGAAACGGAUCGAGUAAGACACGAACUCCGGACUUGGAUCGCUUGGAUCGUCGAUGUGCGGGCCCCAUCUGCUGCCGUACACACAGGCCUCAUUUUCGACCCACUUCACGCGCUCUGGCAGGACACGGCGGGCCUCUCAUCGACAGGUACCCGGUCGCUCUCUGCCGACAUCUCGCUUUUGCUUUGA
This is a messenger RNA of Symbiodinium sp. CCMP2456, 1191 nucleotides long. The record is from the annotation of a GenBank genome assembly. Lineage: Eukaryota; Dinophyceae; Suessiales; Symbiodiniaceae.